Messenger RNA from Conger conger (European conger), 4852 nucleotides. RefSeq names its product fibrinogen silencer-binding protein (gene fsbp). Lineage: Eukaryota; Metazoa; Chordata; Actinopteri; Anguilliformes; Congridae. Bases 1292 to 2239 code for a protein of 315 amino acids. The transcript has 2 exons. The record is from RefSeq and is a predicted model, not a curated record.
UUUAGCCAGUGCAGAGCAAUGAGCAUGUAAAAAGUCGUGCUUAGUUUCUUCUUCAGUUUUGAACGAGAGAGAAAUACAGUAGGCGUUGCCAUUUUUAGCCUACAUUGUUCGGUAUUGGUUAAUUCUAGAUUAAUGCAGAUGUGUCGCUACGCGUACAACGAACUCAUAUGGCUGAGUCUUGUUGAACAAAUGUUUUUUACAACAAAGUAUGUGUGGGUAACAAACCAAAACCGAAACGUAUCCUUUCAUGAUAAUAAAACGUAGUAAAGUACAAAACGACUAUCAAACGUUAUUUGCCACGGGUCGACUAGCCACUGAAACGUUAAAAAGGAAAAUGCCCAUCCAAUGUCAGUCGUCGUUGGACGAGCGAUAGCAACGCUUGCUAUAUAUUAACGUAUUAUAGGUGCAGAUUAACUUGGCUAAUACUAAAACUUGAGUUUUGGGUGAAACCUAACCAGCCGACUAGAAACGCGGAGUGUGAUUGACAGCAGGUCCAGCAUUAUGCAAAUUAGCGUGGGUGCUGCAGCGCCAGCGCGAGGCAGAUUAGGGCUGUGUUCGGGAUCAGUAAGCACACAAGCUCUGCCUCUCCCUCCCGUACUUCAAAUUAAAAGCAACUAGUGUUUGCCCGCGUGCACUUUCUCUUCAGUCUAACACGUCGAUCACCUACCGUACGGACUAUUUUCCUUUUUAUUCACUUUUAGACGCCGUGUCGAUUGUUUGUUAGCCGUGCAUAACGUUUGUCUGGCGUUUCAGCUUCUCUUUGUGCAGAUAACAACCGUUAGAGCGCUACGGUACACACCUCUUCCGCACACGCUGUUUUAGAUCUGUGGGCUAACGUAUUUGCAACCAAACAAGAAAAUCAUUCGCCCGUUUUUCUUCAAGCACAAAUAUUUAGCGCCUUUGACAUGCACAUGAAAAAAGCAAAGUGUGCUUGCUUGGUUUACAAUUUAAUAGAGUCUAGAUCUGUAUGUAGGUCAGGCUGGGUUUAAGCAGCUUUCCUGAAUCUGCGUCAGCUUAAGCUGAAAGGAAUUUCAAUAAAACCCUCCCUGGUAGGCGUGGGCCUAGAUGAGGCUGGCCUAGUUAAGCCUGAUUUCUUUUUGUGUGUGUGUGUAUGUGUUGUGUAACAGAGGGGAGAGGGACUCCUGUGUGUGUGCAUGUAUGUGUAUGUUUAUAUGUUUGAGAGGGGGAAAGAAAGGACGAGGAAGAGAUUUAGAGGUAGAGCUGGAGAGAGGAAGACAGGAAAACAAAACAAGACAACAACAAAAAGACAUCAGGCACAGCAUGAGCAAGGAUGGCUGCUGUGUUCAUGGCAACAAACAUGGUGGGGAAAGCUAGGUCGUCCAAUUUCACUCUCUCUGAGAAGCUGGACCUACUGAAACUGGUGAAGCCCCACAUUCGGAUUCUGGAAGAGCACACCAACAAGCACGCUGUGAUUGUGGACAAAAACAAGUGCUGGGACAACAUUGCAGACCAGUACAAUGCGCUGGGCGGUGACCGGCCGCCUCGAACUGCCCAGGGCCUGCGCACCUUGUACAAGCGGCUGAAGGAGAGCGCCAAGCAGGAGAUGGUCCAGCGCAAGCACGCCCAGCCAGAGUACCGGGGCAGCAUCUCCGAGCCCACCAAGAGGGUCAUGGAGAUGAUCCCCCACCUCUUCCACCCUCUUCACGAAAAGGAACACAAUGCCAUGCACAGGAUCUUCUACAAGCGCGACUCGCCGAUCGAGCAGCCCGGCAGCAGCUCCUCCCUCCCGGCCAUCUCAGAUUACCAGCCGGCCGCCGUCAUGGUGCGCCUGGACCCCGACAUGGAUGUCAAGCCUCCGCCCGACCUCACCAUUCUGUCCACGCGGAUAGAAGACGGGCGCGACGACAUGGACGCCGGGGAAGAGGAAGAGGAGGGGAUCGGCUCGGUCCAGUGUUUUGACGGCUCCAUCUCCCCCUGUCCCUCGUCGGUCAACCUGGCCAUGUCCCCCUCGCCCAUCCCGCUCAGACGAGACCUGUACGCCCGUCCCGAGGGUCUCCGGCACCUGGCGGGCCUGGAGCACGAGACCCUGCAGCUCUCCAAGGAGGAGCACGAACUGCUGAUGGACAACCAGAGGAAGAUGGGGCUGUACAUCGAGGAGAAACGGGAGGGCCUGAAGAGGAAGCAGCAGCUGGAGGAGGAGCUGCUCCGGGCAAAGAUCAAGGUGGAGCGGCUGAAGGCAGCGCGCCUGAGACACGGGCUCCCCAUUCCACAUAUGUGACCCCCCUGCACCCCAUCUCUCCUGUGCUCCAACCAUGCGUGUGGCUUCACCUGGAUAUUCUAGGUUUUCCAAAUCACCGUAGCCAUUUCUCCCCCCAUUGGAGAGCGGCAACCAGGAUAGGGUUGGAGCCACUUCCUGGUCACCACUGUAUGACACCUUUGAAUUUCCCACAACCAGAGCCGUAGUGUGACGUAGAAUUAACCCCGCCAUCUGCCUGGGUCAAGGUGACUGUGAAUUUCAAGCCACGUGAUAAACUCCACGCUCCUCUGUGCGAUGUGUGUCUUCCUUUGGAUGUUUGCUGUGAUCAGUUGGUUUCAUUCAUGUUUCAUCUCUGUGGGCAUAUUUUAUUGUUUGUGUGGCUCAGAUGCAGACAGAUGCACAGUAGUUACGCUGCUCUUCAAAUCUGCCAGCAGCCCAACAGUAAGGUUAGCCUGCUGUGAGAUCCCAUUGACAGGGCUCUCAUUUGACUUCAAGACUUUAAUAUUUGGCACGGGGGUGACCAACCCUGCUCCUGCAGAACCACAGGAUCUGCGGUUCUUGUGUCAACCUUAAAAUCUAAUUAGUCCGUAAGAGUUGAUCAUUUGUAAUCAUUUGACCAAAUAAAUGUUCUUCAACAGUGAAAUAAAUAUAAUUUACAGUCGAACCUCAGAGAACCAAGCACAUCAGGAAUGAAUAGUCAUUCAGAACACUGCAAUUUUUAAACUCUCAAAGUGAAGUUGAAAUACACCAAUUUUACGAAAUUCAAUAUUUAUUUCAGUUCAGUUUAUUUCAAGUCAUAGUAAAACAAUAGCCUCCUUGGCAUUCUCCAAUUAGUAACAGUAACUAUUAAUAUAAUCUGAAGUCAAAUAAAACCAAAAAUAGGCUAAACUUGUAAAAUGCCUAUAGUAACCCUGGAAAGUCGCUUCCAUUGGCCCAUAGCCAUCAGUGUGGCGCAAUCUUUGCUGGAUUUAAAAUCAUUUGUCUGCUUCUCGUUUCCAUUGAACAGCAAAUUUUGUCCUGUUGUUUUUUCAUGUCGCAAGCUGUACUUUCUUUGUAGGCUACUCCUUAGCAAUAGCUGUUAAGCUCACUCCCAUGUUUUUUUUCUUCAUAUUUCUCAAUUAAUGAGAGAGUCUUGGAAUCAUAUCAAAAUUGAUUGCAUUUUGCAGUCGUCGUUUUGUAUUAAUGUUAUAUUUCCGAUAUCCAUACCCCUUUCGGUUGACCAGACUUUUUGGUUUUCUGAGGUUCGGAUCACUGAGGUUCUGUCAACUCAAUGUAAUCAAGUAAUUUUGUCUUAAUUACAUCAUAACCCAGCAAAGUGACAAAAUACUGAGCUGCCGCUGAUGGACAAGGAACUCUUGAUUCCUGCUUAUUGAAAAAGGAGACGUGUGCACUGCUAAUGCUAAAACUGCUCAUUUCAGAAGCCUUUCAGAGUAAUGUGUAAUGGUUCCUAUAGAAACAAUGUAUUCAUUGAACAGUCCAGCUAUUUUCUUCUUUUUUUAAAGCAGCAGCAGUUGUUUGUUCUCAUUCUUUCGUAUCUGGUUAAUUCCAUGAAAAAUCAAACAGAGUUGACCUCUCUGAUUUUGCUCAAACUUUUUAAGUGUUCUUUAUAUAUUCAAUAAAGAACAUCCAAAAUAUUAGCCUCAUUGGAUUUGUCGUUCUAGGUAUAUUGGCUCUUAAGGAGAGGAAAAACCUGAAAAUGUAUAGUCUGAGAUUAUUUAUUUAUCUUUAUUUAUUUUUUCUAGCUUCAGAUUAUGAACUCCGAUUUUCAUAAUACUGCUGAGAAAAUAAUAAAUCAUGCUGCUUGGCAAACUUCUAAGACUAAUAGAUAUUUUGGUUGCAAACCGCCACUCGGAAAAUAGAUCAUUUAUUAAAACAUUAUACAAUGCUAACCUUGUGGCCUUCCAGAAAAUGACCAAAAACUUGCAUAUAUACAAGUAGUUUGUGGAAAGUUUCUGAUGAAUUAAAAUGAAACUUAAGGUAGUUCAAAAGGUAUAAUAGGCGUACUUAUAUAGUACAAAAACGUGUUGCUGUUGUUACUGCUAUGUCUUGGCAUUUUUUUGUCAUGUUUUCAGUUUUUUUCCCCUGCUCCAGAAUUUGAUUUGAUGCUCCAAAAUUGACACAAAGCCCAAUUUCCACUCGUGAGUGACUUUUUGGGUACCCCUCCUGUUUUAAGAGCCUAGAAUGACAAAUCCAAUGAGGCUAAUAUUUUGGAUGUUCUUUAUUGAAUUUAUAAAGAACAUUUACAAAGUUUGAGCAAAAGUGGAGUGGUCAACUCCCACAGCUCUGGUUGAAUUUUCACCGAAUAACCCAUCUUUUCAAAACAAAUUUAGAUACGUCAACCGUGUAAAUAAGAGAAAUUGAGCAAUGUUUGUCUGAUGCCUGUAGUUGCCGUAUGAGGGAAUUUCAUACCUGGAAUUAAAGUCAUUUUCUAAGGUUUUAUUUGACCUGACUAUUUUGUAUUGUCCUUCCAGUUCAUGGCUUAGAUUUUUUUAUUUUUUUCCCUGCUCAUGAAUAAUAUUUCACAGUUUCUACCUUGGCUGGCAAUAAAAGCUGUGAUUCUGAUUAAAGAGCUGAUGAACCUUUGAUCAGGUUGAAGUUAGCUUUGCUUCAGCAGGAUCACAGUGCAUUAUUUGA